AAAAAAAAAAAAAAAAAAAAAGGCUAUUUAUUUUAGUCUGAAAUGUCUGCUUUCUCCCCUGAAAAACUACCCGCUUCUUUCAAAAAUGAAAUCGAAAGAAUUUCUUCCAACACUAUCACCGUCCGAAGCAAUGUUCGAAAUAUGGAAGAUUGCAACAAGUGGGUGAAAGAAUUUGGGGAAAGAACAAAUACACAAUGGAAUUCCAGAAAUUCAAAACCACAUGGAGAAAGAUUUGUUUGCUGGAAAUCUUUUGUUUGCCACCACAGUGCAUUUAUGAAAGUGCCAGAGGAAGAAAAUAAAAGAAGUAUCUCGAAAAACUCCAAUUGUCUAGCAACAAUUUCUACUAGAGUGAAGUUGGUCACGAAAACAACGAAGAAAACAGAUCCUUUCGUAGUAGUAAGUAAAAUUCUCGUAAAUAAAAUUAAUAAUAUCCACAGAUAUACGGGGUAUUCAAAAA
Parasteatoda tepidariorum (common house spider) is the source of this 457-nucleotide messenger RNA. The record is from RefSeq and is a predicted model, not a curated record. NCBI's taxonomy places the organism in Eukaryota, Metazoa, Arthropoda, Arachnida, Araneae, Theridiidae.